CAACAACAAACAACAUGAAGGGACUGGAUAAUGAAGGAAGACCUGCCCUCCUCGCAAUCCUGGAAGUUGCAAGACACAGAGACAGAAGUUAAAAUGCCUGUUUUCAAACAUCCAGAAUAUCCAGAAGCGACUUUACUUCGCUUGGAAAGUUUGGUGCUUUUUCGGGAACCUCAAGUGUCCACCUUGUUAUCAAUCUUCGGAGAGCGUCAGCAUUUGAGCUUCCCAUCCCUUUUUAUCUAUGGACACACAUCCAGUGGGAAGACUUAUGUGAUGCAGACUCUUCUGAAAACCUUAGAGCUACCUCAUGUGUUUGUGAACUGUGUUGAAUGUUUCACUUCAAGACUGCUCCUUGAAGAAAUUUUGAGACAGUUACAAAGCCUUUCCUCGAAGGAAGAAUCUCCUGUUCUUCCAUUCUGUGAUACGUUCAACGAUUUCAUACUAUUUAAGCAGGCAACUAUGACACCUGAUCUCCAGAAACAAACUUUGUAUGUGGUUUUGGAUAAAGCAGAGCAGCUGAGGGAACUAGAAACAAACCUCUUGCCAGGUUUCCUUAGACUACAAGAACUGACGGAGAGAAAUGUGACUGUGGUCCUUCUUAGUGAAAUUGUGUGGGAGCUGCUUCGUCCAGCUACAGGAUGCCUUGAACCACUUCCGUUGUUUUUUCCGGACUACAGCAUAGGACACCUACAAAAGAUUCUGUCCCAUGACCAUCCUCCGGAGUAUUCUUUUGAUUUUUAUGCUGCAUAUAAUAUUCUGCUUGGAGUUUUCUAUCCUGUCUGCAGGGACCUGAAGGAGCUCCGACACUUAGCUGCACUCAAUUUUUCUAAGUACUGUGAGCCUGUGGUCCAGCAAAAGGCAAGUGAACGUGACACACGCAAACUUUGGAAAAAUAUUGAAUCCCACUUGAAGAAAGCUAUGCAGACUGUUUAUCUGCGGGAAAUAUCAAGCUCCCAGUGGGAACAAUUACUCCAGGAUGAUGGUGAAGCCGGGCAACUAAAAGGACUUUCAGCCCACGCUCAUGUAGAACUUCCAUAUUAUUCCAAGUUCCUACUAAUAGCUGCAUACCUUGCUUCUUACAACCCUUCCAGGACAGAUAAGAGGUUCUUCGUUAAGCAUCAUGGAAAAAUUAGGAAGAAAAACUUUCAGAAGAAACAAGAAAAGACCAGCAAUCACCUUCUUGGGCCAAAGCCAUUCCCUCUGGACAGAUUGUUAGCAAUAUUGCAUAGCAUUGUUGAUAGCAGAGUUGCUCCAACUGCAAAUAUAUUUUCUCAGAUCACUUCCCUUGUGACGCUACAACUCCUCUCAUUAGUAGGCCACGAUGACCAGCUCAAUGGACCAAGAUACAAGUGCAGUGUUUCUCUAGAUUUUAUCAGAUCCAUUUCAAGGACUGUGAACUUUGACAUCAUAAAGUACUUGUAUGACUUCCUGUGAAGACCAUCUGGACACUGGGAUGACAACUAAGGCAAUUGGUGUUCCUCUAUCUACUUUAGCCAUCCAGCGAGAGGAGACUUUGGGCUCUAUUGGAUUUGUCCAAAACAGGUGCUGGCUCAGCAUGGGAUCUGAUGAAAACACUAGUUGGUCUGGAUGGAUCUGAGCUGAGGACUAUUUACCCAAGACCCUGGAGUAUUUGGAAAGAACGUGUUAAUUAUAAACAGCAGGGACCAAGCACAAUCUGUUCUGCUCUUAAUGAUGUUAUCUUAACGCUGAAAUUGCCUGAAACCCAUUUUACUAAGGAGUGUAUUUUGUGCUAUGAUGAAGGUCUCCCCCUGUGCUUUGAACAUGGCAGCAGCCUUGUUUGUAUGCCCAGUCUUUUCACUUCCUCUCCAUGGGAACCUUUUGCAUUUGUCUGCCAAACAGCUCGGUCCUAAGGCCACCUUUUAAGAAAUUGGAAUAGAAAAUACAAUAAACUUAAAAACCAAGCUGCUUAUCUUUCA
Messenger RNA from Lacerta agilis (Sand lizard), 1934 nucleotides. It is a transcript of the gene ORC5, whose product is annotated as origin recognition complex subunit 5. Gene Ontology annotation, biological process: DNA replication initiation; DNA replication. Gene Ontology annotation, molecular function: DNA replication origin binding. NCBI's taxonomy places the organism in Eukaryota, Metazoa, Chordata, Lepidosauria, Squamata, Lacertidae. The record is from RefSeq and is a predicted model, not a curated record. Gene Ontology annotation, cellular component: nuclear origin of replication recognition complex; nucleus.